CAGACUAAAGCCAUUAACGAUAUCAACUUCAAACGUCGCACAGACAUCGAACGAAGUCACUUUAUAAUGAAAAGAAAACAAUGCAUCGCUGCUUAAUCGAGAGGCAACUGAUGCGCAACUGAAAGUCAGAUGCGCAUUUAUAUGGAAUUUACUUACGUACAUACAGUGCGAGGAUGAGCGUGCUGCAAAGAAGAGAACGUGAAAUGAACGCAUGUCUGCUCUCAUCCGCGGACGAUUCUGUGAUUCAGAGCAAUAAUAACAGAGUGUGUGUUAUCGGAUUCGCGAGUCCGACCGACUGCCGCACGUUUCGGAUUGCAAAUCACGAGUACGUGCAAUUUCGUUCAGCGUUCACGCACGUCACGCAUCUCGCAUCUCCCUCCGCGCGUUCCUCCCUUCACGAAGAACACGAAGAGGAUACCGCGUGACGUGCUGCAGCGAUCGCAGUGCCGUAUCGAAUACGGUAGUUUUUAGUGCUGACGCAAUCGAACGACGUCCCACGUUGUGUACAAGCAGAGGUUUGUACCGGACUCAUUACGUUAGCCGCUAACGAGCUCUCGUUUACCAUCUAGUCUGCGAUCGGAGAAGUUACUUGGGAUUGCUACGGGAAACGUGUAAUUGGGCCAAAUGGAUCGGGCCAAAGGACGAACCUCGAUGGGUAAUUGUCGUAUCCGAAAGCUUGGUGUUUGCGUGAGCGUGGUUAUACUCGGAACCUUCAUCGCUUGUAUGAUGUUAGCGUACACGGCGUUUGCAUCUCUGGUUACCGAACGUGACACGUUACAGCAGGUGGUUUUUCUGUUUCGUCAUGGCGACCGAACUCCUACAGAGACCUAUCCUAAGGACCCUUAUAUAAAUUACGAUUGGUCCGGUGGCUGGGGCUCUUUGACCAAGAAAGGAAUGCGUCAACUGUAUAACAUGGGUCAAUGGAUACGCUUAAAAUACGGCCCUAUAAUCGGUCGUAAAUUCAAGAGCACAGCCACGCUGGUACGUAGCAGCUACGUGGAUCGGUGCGUCAUGUCGGCACUGGCAUUACUCGCCGGAUUGUUCACACCAAGUCCCGAGGACAUGUUCGUGCCCGGUUUGACAUGGACUCCCGUUCCUGUACACUCGAUACCACGGGAAUUAGACAAGCUGAUUUUGAUGAAGGCACCAUGUCCAAAGCUAGAGGCGGCUCUAAAACAGGCGUAUAUAGAGGAAGAAAAAAAAUCGGACGAGAAUAUGGCCGAGUAUUAUAAGGAACUAACAAAGCACACCGGACAGAAUAUGAGCACGAUCACCGACGUCGAGUUUCUUUACAAUACCCUCGAGAUCGAAGAGCAACACGAUUUACAGCUUCCAGCAUGGACGCAGAAUUUUUACAACGACAAGAUGCGCGAAAUAGCCGCUCGUAGCCUCGCAAUCUUCACCGAGGGCACUGUCCAAAAACGUCUUCGUGGAGGCCCACUGCUAAAAGAGAUUUUACAUCAUAUGGAAGAGAGUAAAGACAAUCCCAAGUCGAAACGAUCUUAUUUUUAUUCCGCUCACGACAUAACUAUCGUUAACGUGAUGAGGACAAUGGGUUUCACGAAUGAGCUUCUUAAACCAGAUUACGGGGCGAUGAUCAUAUUGGAGCUACACUUCACCAAUAAUGGAGCCGAUCAAGAAGUAAAGGCGCUGUAUUUGAAUAAUACGGAAAUGGACAGCGCGCAUCGUUUGGAAAUUCCUAACUGCGCGAGUCCUUGCCUAUUGCAAAACCUGAAGCAAGUGUGGCACGAAGUGAUUCCGGACGAUUGGGACGCAGAAUGUAGACUCGAAAGAGAAAAUUUUUUAAAUCUCACGCUCUUGGAUAGAGAUACAGUUAUUGCUCCGAUGCCAUUUAAAUCGAAAGGGCAAGUGUAUAGCUUAAAGAACCAUCAAGAGAAAUCCGCGCUCGCCCUCGCGUCCGUCGCGCUCUGUCAAGCGCACCCGUUCAUCCUUGACCGGCGGAUACGAGCAAAGAUUAUCAACAUGUUUAGCUGGCUGAAUCGCGAAGAGAAUAGCAAGCAAGAUCUCUUCGAAAAUGUCACCGAAGGCCUUAAGAGGAUAUACAAAUCCAAGUUGUUGCCACUGGAACAGUAUUAUCAGUUCCAUGACUUUCAUUCGCCACAGCUGGAUGAUCCAGACUUUGAUGCAAAACCCAUGAUUCUCCUAGUUGGACAAUAUUCCACUGGCAAAACUACGUUUAUCAAAUAUCUGUUAGAAAGAGAGUUUCCUGGUAUCAGAAUCGGACCAGAGCCUACUACGGAUCGAUUUAUCGCUGUCAUGUACGAUGAAAAGGAAGGAGUCAUUCCUGGAAAUGCCUUGGUCGUAGAUCCAAACAAACAGUUCAGGCCACUUUCAAAAUUCGGCAAUGCAUUCUUGAACAGAUUUCAGUGUUCCACUGUAGCAUCGCCUGUUUUGAAAGGCAUAUCUAUAGUAGAUACGCCUGGUAUAUUAUCUGGUGAGAAACAAAGAGUUGACAGAGGCUAUGACUUUACUGGUGUUUUAGAAUGGUUCGCUGAACGUGUAGAUAGGAUUAUCUUGUUGUUUGAUGCUCAUAAGCUCGAUAUCUCAGAUGAAUUCCGCAGAUCUAUCGAGGCCUUACGUGGACACGAUGAUAAAAUUAGAAUUGUUCUUAAUAAAGCUGACAUGAUAGAUCAUCAACAGCUCAUGAGAGUAUAUGGUGCUCUAAUGUGGUCGUUAGGAAAGGUAUUACAAACUCCAGAAGUAGCUAGAGUUUAUAUUGGCUCAUUUUGGGAUCAGCCAUUAAGAUAUGAUGUUAAUAGAAGACUAUUUGAAGAUGAAGAACAAGAUUUAUUCAGAGACAUGCAGUCGCUUCCAAGAAAUGCUGCGUUAAGAAAACUCAAUGACUUAAUUAAACGAGCACGCUUAGCAAAAGUACACGCAUACAUAAUAAGCGCCUUACGGAAAGAUAUGCCGAGUAUGUUUGGUAAGGAUACUAAGAAAAAAGAACUGAUAAAAAAUUUGGGCCAGAUUUACGAUCAAAUUCAAAGGGAGCAACAGAUUUCACCUGGUGAUUUUCCGGAUCUAAAGAAGAUGCAAGAGAGCUUAGCACAUCACGAUUUUAAUAAAUUUAAUCCCCUGAAGCCUAAGUUAUUAGAAAUAGUGGAUAAAAUGCUCGCCGAAGAUAUCGCAAAGCUUAUGGCUAUGAUACCACAUGAAGAAGUCACCACUAUUUCGGAACCACUUAUUAAAGGAGGAGCAUUUGAAGGUGUAGAAGAUCAAGUUAGUCCAUUUGGAUAUAAAAGAGGAGAAGGAAUUGAUGCGGGUGCAGGUGAACCAGAAUGGAUUGUUAAUAAGGAAAGAUAUAAAUAUGAUAGCAUCUUUGAAUCACUUGGACCACAAGAUGGAAAAAUUACAGGAGCAGCGGCCAAAUCAGAAAUGGUCAAGUCCAAAUUGCCAAACAGCGUGCUUGGAAAGAUUUGGAAACUUUCAGACAUUAAUAAAGAUGGAUUCUUAGACUCUGACGAAUUUGCCUUAGCUAUGCAUCUAAUUAAUAUAAAGCUCGAAGGAUACGAUUUACCGCCUGAGCUACCAGAACAUUUAAUACCACCAUCGAAACGUGACACAUAAUAUACGUUUUUUGUAUUAUAAUUUAUCACAAUGGUUCACAAAUGGUUAACAACAUUUAGAACCACGAAACGGUGGAUAUUAACACGACUUAUUAGUCGUGCGUUAAUGCCAGCAAUUUACAGG
This is a messenger RNA of Mycetomoellerius zeteki, 3711 nucleotides long. It is a transcript of the gene Past1, whose product is annotated as putative achaete scute target 1. The transcript is spliced from 16 exons. The record is from RefSeq and is a predicted model, not a curated record. Gene Ontology annotation, molecular function: GTP binding; calcium ion binding; protein binding. Gene Ontology annotation, cellular component: plasma membrane; cytoplasm. Lineage: Eukaryota; Metazoa; Arthropoda; Insecta; Hymenoptera; Formicidae. Gene Ontology annotation, biological process: endocytosis; endosomal transport. The coding region runs from base 625 to 3588 and encodes 987 amino acids.